Molecule: messenger RNA, 1524 nt
Organism: Rotaria sordida
Lineage: Eukaryota; Metazoa; Rotifera; Eurotatoria; Philodinida; Philodinidae
Source: the annotation of a GenBank genome assembly
AUGCGAGAAAUUGAUCCAUUAUUUCAAGCGAUGAGCUAUUUUCGUCGUCGAAAAUUUGAAGAAUGUGUUGAAGUAACAACAACACUAUUAGAAAAGAAUCCAAAUGAUCAAGUUGCAUGGUUACUUAAAAUGCGUGCUUUAACUGAACAACUUUAUGUUGAUGAAACUGAAGUUGCUGAUGAUGGUCUUGCUGAUAUGUUAGAUGAUAAUGCUUUUCAACAAGUACCUAUGCCUGGCACAUCAUUUCGACAACCAACAGCUAAUCCAAAUAAUGCAAUGAGUGGACCAAGUCCAGCAAUGAGACCUAUGACUAUGUCAGGUCGACCAAUAACUGGUAUGCUUCGAUUAAAUACUCAAUCAACACAAGGUGGUAAAACUAUGGAAAGUGUAUUAAAAACUGCUCGUACAGCAGCUACAGCAAGACCAGUAACAACAGCUACUGGUCGUUUUGUACGACUUGGAACUGCUUCAAUGUUAAGUACACCUGAUGGUCCAUUUAUUCAAGUAGGUCGACUUAAUUUACCUAAAUAUGCAAAAAAUCAAGCUUUAUCACGAUCUUUAUUUGAACAUUUAUUUCAUCAUGCAAAUGAUGUUCGAACGGCUCUUCAAUUAGCUACACAUGCCAAUGAAUUAUAUCAAAAUAAAGAUUGGUGGUGGUUAGUACAACUUGGUAAAUGUUAUCAUCGUCUAGAUAUGCUUCGUGAUAGUGAAAAACAAUAUCUUCUUUCAUUAGAAAUUCAACCUAUGGUUGAUACAUAUUUAUAUUUAGCUAAACUAUAUAUUCGUCUUGAUCAACCAUUAUUAUCAAUAACUAAACUUACAGAAGGUUUAGAAAAAUUUCCUCAUGAACCAUGUUUAAUUCAAGCUAUUGCACGUAUUCAUGAGGGUCUUAAUGAUAUGACACAAAGUAUCGAAUAUUAUCGACAAGUACUUAAAUUAGAUAAUACUAAUAUUGAAGCUAUAGCAUGUAUAGCUGCAAAUCAUUUUUAUAAUGAACAACCUGAAAUAUCAUUAAAAUUUUAUCGUCGUCUUUUACAAAUGGGUGUAACAACAGCAUCAAUAUUUACAAAUAUAGCAUUAUGUUGUUUUCAUGCACAACAAUAUGAUAUGAUUGUUGCUUGUUUUUUAAAAGCAUUAGCAUGUGCUAUAACAGAUGAUGAACGUGCUGAAAUUUGGUAUAAUAUUGGUGAAAUGGCAUUAUAUACAGCAGAUAUUAGUCUUGCUAUACAAUGUUUUCGUUUAGCACUUGUUCAUAAUAAUGAUCAUGCAGAAGCAUAUAACAAUUUAGGUUUAGUUGAAUUACAAAGAGAAAAUAAUGAAACAGGUGAAAUUUAUUUACAAACAGCUCAAAGUCUUGCACCACAUAUGUUUGAACCAUAUUUUAAUUAUGGUAAAGCAAUGUAUCAGCAAGGUGAUUUACAAAAUAGUUUUCGUGCUAUUAAAAGUUCACUUGAUAUAUAUAAAAAUCAUUCAGAUUCAAAACAUAUUUAUGAUGAAUUAAGAAAAAUGUUUUCUGAACUUUGA